Messenger RNA from Epinephelus fuscoguttatus (brown-marbled grouper), 4698 nucleotides. RefSeq names its product zinc finger DHHC-type containing 24 (gene zdhhc24). The coding region runs from base 498 to 1373 and encodes 291 amino acids. The transcript is spliced from 3 exons. Gene Ontology annotation, biological process: protein targeting to membrane; peptidyl-L-cysteine S-palmitoylation. Gene Ontology annotation, cellular component: Golgi apparatus; endoplasmic reticulum. NCBI's taxonomy places the organism in Eukaryota, Metazoa, Chordata, Actinopteri, Perciformes, Serranidae. Gene Ontology annotation, molecular function: protein-cysteine S-palmitoyltransferase activity. The record is from RefSeq and is a predicted model, not a curated record.
CAAUACAGGGGACAGAAAGAGAGAAGUGAGUUUGGACCAACCUUUUUUCGGCUCAAAUAUGAAAAAGAAGACUCAAUAAUAAUAUGUAACACAAACCCACAAUAAAAUCUAAGUUUAUUUUUGAUUUAUAUUUUUAAAGUGGCUCACACUGGUAUUAUAAGUUACAAGCGGAACCAGUGUGUUGUUGCACUCCGGCUGUAUUUUCAUGUAACACCUGGUAGCAGAAACCUGAUUCCGUCCAGUAGCAGACAUCGUGGUAAGGAGAGGGUUAAGGGAGAGUGAAGGCGUCUUAUUUCAGCUAUGACAUGACAUUGAAUUGUCCGGAAGUUAUAUAAAGUGUAGUAGAUAUGAUGCGGUUUAUUUGAGCUCGGGCAGAGAGCUAACAGAGUUAUAUUUAGCUAACUAAGCUAACCAGCGGUUCCCACAGUGCGUCUGUUAAAUCGGUCCUCGCCCUCUCAGCUGUCACAUCACGGAGACGAAGUGGACGGACAGGAAACAUGACGAGUUUUGCGAGCAAGGUGUUUUUUAAAGUCGACAGGGUGUGUCGCCACCUCCCCGUGGUCCUCAACACCUUCCUUGUCUUCUCCAUCACCGGCGAGGUGAGCUACCUGGUGCUGGUCGAAGCUCCGCUGGAGGCGGACCAGAAGAAGACGGUGUGGUCGAGCUGGUGGAAGGCGGUCCACCUGCUGGCCCAGUACUUCAUGCUGGGGAACAUCUGCUGGAACUCCCUGCUGUUCCUCAGGACCAACCCCAGCAUCAAGGGGGUGUUCCUGGGGGGAGAGGGCAUGGGUCAGGGCUGGAGGUUCUGCUAUACAUGCGAGACACACACCCCUCCUCGCUGCUCCCACUGCUACGACUGCAAAGUGUGUGUGCUGCGACGGGAUCACCACUGCGUCUUUUUUGGCCAGUGCGUGGGCUUCCGUAACUACCGCUACUUCCUGAGCUGCUUGUUAUUUAUGUGGUCGGGGCUGCUGUACGCCACUCUGAUGAACGCAGAGGUCUUCAUCGUCAUACUGAAGGAAGGUGUGACCAUGCACAGUGUCCUGCUGCUGCUCAUACCCUGGAUCAUGCUGGUUUCAGGCCAGGUCUCAGCACGUGCCUUUGCCUUCGCCUUCAUCGCCGACACAUGCGUGGUGGGCUUCCUGCUGGUCUCCGCCUUCUUCUUCUUCCAUCUCUUCCUGAUGUUUCGGGGACAGACCACCAGGGAGUGGUACUCGACCCGCCGACCCUACAGCCUGGGGCUCCUGGGUAACCUGCGUCACUCUCUGGGCAUUCGCUGGUACAUCUGCUGGCUCUGCCCGCUCAUCCCAUCACCUCUGCCCGGAGACGGGAUAACGUUCCAGGUCACAGGGUCGCUGGAGCCCACCCGGUAACAGCUAAGAGUCUGAAUGUUAACAGACUGUGUGUCUUUGCUUUAGUGGUGAUGGUUAAUGUAAUCAGGAGCAGCAGAAACAGGGAAGAUCGCCUCAGUUCACGAAGAGGUAGCUUGUGAUGGGAAGAAGUGUGUGGUUGUUUAAGGUGUCACUGGGUAUAAAUGUUUACCAGUAUCUUCUCUGUAGCCUUCACCUGUGCUGAGACAAAGAAAUUAUGAGUCUACUCUGAGAGACCUCGACCUUAAAGUAACGCUUAUUGAGGCUGGCCUCAGGAUAUUAACACGGAAAUUAGCAGAGUUCUUCUGGAAUACUGAGCACUGAAAAUCUAUGUAAAACAGCACUGAAAUGAGAAUGUAUUUUAUUGAUCUUGACAGAAAUUAUAAUUUGAAGUCUUCAUAAACAAGCAGUCGCAGCUACUGAUCCAGACUCCUGGGUAGUCGCCCUCUAGGGUAUACUACUUAAAUGGGAAUUUCUAGAAGUGUUUAUUUUGCCUAAAUCUGAACGUUUUACAAAUUUGGCUGGCACUGUUCCUGAAUAGUCCAUAGGAUUAUGAAUCUGCUGUUGUGCACUGGCUGCUAGCAUCAUGACUUGCUUUUGCUCUCCACCUGUCUGCAUCCACUCCUGAGCUCUAGCUGAGUUAACUACUGCUGCACUUGUUGCACCAAAUGAGACACUGAGUGCGUUUACAUGGACAUAAAUAUGCCGUUUAUGAGGUUUAUCCCAGUUAUGAUCAUAGUCAGGGUAUGGUGCUUACAAGAGCACAGAGAAAUUGGGUCAUUCAUAUUCCCCAUAUACGUAAAGAAUCAUAAUAACCCGGACGCUGAUUAUUGCAGUAUAUUUGCGCGGGCACUGGGUCGUUUACAAAAACAAACUGGCAAUGGAAGAUGAGAGCAACUGGAAAUGUUUGAUGCUACACUGUAAAUUUACCACAUCACUUCUUAUAAGCUACGGGUGGGACCCACAAUACGAUAUUAUCACGAUACUUAGGUCACGAUACGGUAUUAUUGCAAUAUGCUGAGUAUUGCGAUACAAUAUAUUGUGAUUUAAGUCCAGACGUUUGAUUUAAACACCAACGGCGUACUUCUGAUUUAUUUCUCCGGUGCUUCCAUCUUUGUUUUUUCCUGCCAAAUGCCGCUGAUUGAGACAAAUGCUGUCCUCACCAGGAAAAAAAAACACCAGCAACAUCUUGUAGCCCAAAAAAGCAAUUGAUUUUAUUAUUCUAGCACCAAAAGUUGUUUUAAAAAUAUAUAUAUAUAUAUGUAUAGGCAGCACAGUGGUGCAUUAAUUAGCAUUGUUGCCUCACAGUAAGAGGGUUCCUGGUUCGAACCCAGGGUGGGGGAGCCCUUCCGUGAGAGAGAGUGUUUGCAUUUUCACCCUGUGUCAGCACUGGUUUUCUCCAGGUACUCCAGCUUCCUCCCACAGUCCAAAGACAUGCAGGUUAAUUGGUGACUCUAAAUUGCCCAUAGGUGUGAAUGUGAGUGUGAAUGGUUGUCUGUCUCUAUGUGUCAGCCCUGUGAUAGUCUGGUGACCUGUCCAGGGUUUAUCCUGCCUCUCGCCCAGUGUCAGCUGGGAUAGGCUCCAGUACCUGGAAGACCUCUAACACGAUAAGCAGUCAUGGAAAAAUGAAAUGAAUGAUAAUAAUGUGCAUAAUAAAAGAUCAACACUAAGUUUCCGUGUAUUGAUAGAAUAUUGCCAUGCAAAAUAUAUGCUGCAUGGAUUUCUUUCCCCCACCCCUACCAACCGCACUGACCAUCACUUUUUCUCUGUCUCAACCACACACUAACUUAAAGUAGCUUGUCACCUAAUGUUACUCCUUAAAGCAGCUUAACACCGUCCUCCACACUGGUGCCAGCCCAUAGCUGUCAUCACUAGGGCUGCACAGUGAAUGAAAAUAUUAUCAGAAUUGCAGUAUGACCAAGUGAAAUAUCCAAAUCCUAGGAGCUGCAAUUUUUGAUAAAGGUUAAAUAUGUCAUUACCGUUAAAAAUAAAGCCACAUGUUGGUACAAAGAUGCCUCGGACUACAAAUCAUACUCCAGACAUCAGGGAACAUUUCAUUCAAAAUGACCAUUUCUACUAAUGUCGUGACUUAUAUCACAAUCGCAAUAUGUGUCAAAAUAAGUGUAAUAUGAUUUGUUUGUAUAUAUUGUGCAGCCCUAGUUAUUACCACUUUGUAUAGGACAGGGAUUCAGUGGAUGCCACCAUUGUCUGUAUUUCUGUUAUGCCACUUGGUUGAAGUGACACCUGUGCAGGAAGUUGGCGCCUCUUCAUAACUGGGAUAAGGUGUUAACAUGCAACAGCAUCCUGAUUUCUUUUGGAGAACUCCACGUAGCAUAUUUGGGUGUCUGAAAACAGGAUGUGGUGUCUACAUGUGCAAACACAUGAAAUGUAUACGCCAAAAACACGACCAUAAACAAGUUAUUCAUGUCCAUGUAAACACACUCAAUGAGAAUGCGAAGGGUUCAGCGUGUGUGUAUGAAGACAACUGAUAGAGACUGUACAUGGUAUGAUAUCCAGUGUUCCAUUUGCAGCCUAAUGUGAAGUCAUUUAGUGACUACAGCAUUGUAAAUCUACCUAUGGACGUCAUGUGAACAGUCUCUGCCCAUGUUUCACAUCACAUUGUCCACGUUUCAGUCAGUCAGGGAACACAGACCGACAGUAUAACAGCAUGAGGUGUACUGACUCACGCAGCAGCUGUGUCCCCACUCCCUACUACACUCUAACCGUACACAGUGUACACUGUAAAUAACCUUCACAGCAUCCUGUUUUUGCAGCGAGUACACAGGAAGUCACCACACAUUGCUGUUUUAUACAAUAUGUUUGAUACAAAACACUAACAGUGUUUUUUCAACAAAAAAAAAUUAUAUAUAUAUAUCUAUUUCUUUGUUUCCUGAGGUGCUGCUGUAGCUGUUUCACUUGACUGUUUAGAGUGUGUCGAACACACACAUGCUCAAAUCCUGCUUUGGUUUAGUCUGUAGUACAGAUUGAGGACACAGCCAACAUGUCUCACAUGCCAACUGGACAUCUAUUACCUCAGUACAAUCAUUUUGUUUCUCCUCUCUUUUGCACUUUUGCUUUUGUAUUUUUUUUUUUAUCCUCCGAGCCUUAAAACACAGUGCAACAUUACAAGCAUUUGUUUUGACAGGUGCUCUUAUUUGACCGACACUAAAUUUACAUUUCAGCCAAAAAUAUUGUUUGUAAAUAUUGUUAAUUGUUUGCUGAAUAUAUACAGUACGUCUGCCUCUUUCUUUUUUUGUGCAGUUUCAUAUGAGUCGCACCAUUUGAUGUUCGGUUUUGCCAUUUGACAGUGUUUGAAUAAAUUGUUUCA